This is a messenger RNA of Nematolebias whitei (Rio pearlfish), 1547 nucleotides long. RefSeq lists its product as uncharacterized. The coding region runs from base 1 to 747 and encodes 248 amino acids. Lineage: Eukaryota; Metazoa; Chordata; Actinopteri; Cyprinodontiformes; Rivulidae. Gene Ontology annotation, molecular function: RNA polymerase II cis-regulatory region sequence-specific DNA binding; DNA-binding transcription factor activity, RNA polymerase II-specific. Gene Ontology annotation, biological process: regulation of transcription by RNA polymerase II. The record is from RefSeq and is a predicted model, not a curated record. The transcript has 2 exons.
AUGUCGAUGUCUGCUUCGUCUGAUUAUUUUGCUGCCGAGUGCCUGGUAUCGAUAUCUAGCGGUCCGGUCCUGCACAGACCCACCCCUGUCGCCUCCACCGGUCAGCCCGCCCCGGCGGGCCUUCUCCCCGGGGAGCCCGACGGCUCGAGCGAGGACCGGGAAGUGCGCGAGACGCUGCGGCUGGAAGGCACGAACAUGAUGACGGUGGCCGGUAUCCUCACGGACCUGCACAGCAAGUUCCGCCCCAUGUCGGCCUACUCGGAGAGCAGCAACUCGUCGUGCGGCGGGGAGAGCGGGUACACCACGUUGUCCGACCCCACCACCCCGACCAUGACCCCCUCCGCUACGCCCGUGCCCGGACAGCAGCAGUACCAGCUCAGGGGGUCAGGGGGGGUCGGGCCCUCGCGGUCUCCUGUGAAACGACACCAGUGCACCUUCGACGGAUGCGACAGAGUUUACGGGAAGUCGUCGCACCUGAAGGCACACAUCCGGACACACACAGGUGAGAGACCGUUCCCUUGCACCUGGCCCGACUGCGAGAAGAAGUUUGCUCGCUCCGAUGAGCUCGCCCGCCACACCCGCACCCACACGGGGGAGAAACGGUUCCAGUGCCCGCUGUGCGACAAGCGCUUCAUGCGCAGCGAUCACCUGAUCAAGCACGCUCGCCGUCACCCUAACUUCCAGCCCUCCAUGUUGGGGCGCAGCAGAAGCACCACUUCGGCUUCUAACCAAGUCGUUCAUAACUAGGCGGCGGUGCCAAGGCGACUUUAUCUCAACUUAACCAGCUACAAUCAAAUCCACUGUGUUCUACUCAAAGCAUGCACAUACACGACACGCAGAGCUGGGCGCUAGGGGUGUAGCAGCACCACCUCUGUCCACCUGCGUAAACUAGGGCUGGAUUCUCAACACAUUCCUUAACAGAACUCGACAAACAAAUUGUUUUAUUAUUUUUUUUAACUUUAGUUUUCAGUUCCCAGAAGCAGCUCUUUCGAUACUGCUGUCCGAGCGCGUGUGAAGUGUUUACAGAACGCCGGACUGGACUGAACCUUUGAAGGUGUAGCUUCACCACAGGCACAUGGUAAUGAUGCAGAGAAUUACUCACUGCAUAUAUGCAAGGGCAGACUAUAAAUACUGAUAAAAGUGACCACAGAAUGGCCGAUCAGUGGGUUACAUGUGCACAUUUAGUGAAAAAAAUGUUUUCCAAGACAACAUUUUUUUAGUAAAAUAACUAAAAAUGCCCCUCUGAUCAAAUAAGGUGCUUUACGUCAUUACAGAACGUCUGUAAAAAACCAGCCCUGAAAGGAAGCAGCUGUGAAACUCACCUGAUGCACCAAAACCUAAAACCAACACGGCUACAGAUAACAUCCACAACUCUUCCUCUUUUUUUGAACCAAAAACAGCUCACAGAAUACCUCAGUGUCUUUUACAGUCUCACGUCAGCACAGAACUUUCUUCUUUUGUUCUUUUGUGACACUUCAGUUCGUGAUAAGACCCAGAACCACAGACUAGGUUCUGGUUCUUAUCACCCAACCCUACAACAAAAAACA